Silurus meridionalis is the source of this 8419-nucleotide messenger RNA. It is a transcript of the gene slc12a5a, whose product is annotated as solute carrier family 12 member 5a. Gene Ontology annotation, cellular component: membrane. Lineage: Eukaryota; Metazoa; Chordata; Actinopteri; Siluriformes; Siluridae. Bases 499 to 3870 code for a protein of 1123 amino acids. Gene Ontology annotation, biological process: potassium ion import across plasma membrane; chloride transmembrane transport; cell volume homeostasis. The transcript is spliced from 26 exons. The record is from RefSeq and is a predicted model, not a curated record. Gene Ontology annotation, molecular function: potassium:chloride symporter activity.
UUAACCUUAAGGACCACUGAUUUCAAUGUUCACUGACUGUAGUCUCGUGAACGUAAAAUAGCAUAUACUGUAUAUGUCCAGCAUUGUAUGUGGGAACUGGUGAGCAAGCGAAUGUGUUCCAUCAUCCAACUCCUGCAGCUCAUGCUCUCUACGAUAUCCUCCUCCUCCUAAAGAGAGAGAAAGAGAAAGAACAGGGAGAGAGAGAGAGAACAAGUAGAGAGAGAGAGAGAGAGAGAGAGAACAGGGAGAGAGAAGGGGGACGACGGCAAGAAGAGAAGCAGCAUAGAGAGAAAAAUCACGCUCUUUUUAUUUCUACCGUGCUGCUCGUCCUCUCACCCCCCAGCAGGGAAAAAUAGGAGGACAGAAGGUGACUGUCCAUCUUUCUCUCUCUUCUGUCCCUGAAUUUGGGUGGGAUUGCGUGGUUUUUAUUUUUUUUCUACCAGUGGGGGACACUUUGGAGAGAACUACCAGGGAAACGAGGAGAAGCUGAGAGCCAGGAUGCUCAACAACCUCACUGAAUGUGAGGAGGGAGAGGGGGGAGCAAACAGCCAGGGAGAUGGAAAUCCCAAAGAGAGCAGUCCUUUCAUCAACAGCAGUGAUCCAGAGAAAGGCCAACAUGGCAAAAACAUGGCUCUGUUUGAGGAUGAGAUGGACACUAGUCCCAUGGUAUCGUCUCUGCUCAGUAGCCUUGCCAACUAUUCGAACCUGCCUCAGGGCAGCAAGGAACACGAAGAAGCUGAGAACAACGAAGGUUCUCGAAAGAAGCCUGUACAGGCUCCACAGAUGGGCACUCUGAUGGGAGUAUAUUUCCCCUGCAUGCAGAAUAUUCUAGGUGUGAUCCUGUUUUUGAGGAUGACCUGGAUGGUGGGAAUUGGAGGAGUCAUCGAGUCCUUCAUCAUCGUCCUUAUGUGCUGCUCCACUACCAUGUUAACUGCAAUUUCAAUGAGUGCCAUUGCCACAAAUGGGGUAGUACCAGCUGGAGGCUCCUACUACAUGAUUUCUCGUUCCCUUGGCCCUGAAUUUGGUGGUGCGGUGGGAAUCUGUUUCUACCUGGGGACCACCUUCGCAGGAGCCAUGUAUAUUCUGGGCUGUAUUGAGAUCUUACUGAUCUACAUUGUGCCACAGGCAGCCAUCUUUAAGAUGGAGGAUUUGGAGGGCCCAGAGGCAGAGGCAGCCAUGUUGAAUAACAUGCGAGUGUAUGGCACCUUGGUGCUGACUUUCAUGGCCGUGGUGGUGUUUGUGGGUGUGAAGUACGUCAAUAAGCUGGCGCUGGUUUUCCUGGCCUGUGUUAUUUGCUCCAUUCUGGCAGUGUAUGCCGGAGUCAUCAAGACUGCCUUUGAACCGCCUGUGUUCCCGGUGUGUGUUUUGGGGAACCGGACUCUAGUGUGGAAAGGCUUCGAUGUGUGUGCUAAAGUGAUUGAGACAGACAACGUCACAGUCCCUACAAAACUCUGGAGUCUUUUCUGUGACUCAGAGUUCCUCAAUGCUACCUGCGACAGCUAUUUCACGAACAACAAUGUGACAGUUAUACAGGGUAUUCCUGGCGUCACCAGUGGCAUUUUUAAAGAGAACUUGUUUGGGAAUUACAUGGAGAAGGGAGCUUUUCUGGAGAAGGUGGGCCUUACUUCUGUGGAGGAUCCAGAUGCUCUACCCACUAAUACUAAAACCUAUGUGCUAUCAGACAUCACCACUUUUUUCACACUCCUGGUUGGGAUCUACUUCCCUUCAGUUACAGGCAUCAUGGCAGGUUCAAACCGCUCUGGUGAUCUGCGGGAUGCUCAGAAGUCCAUCCCCAUCGGCACCAUUCUGGCAAUCACCACCACCUCUUUCAUCUAUAUGUCCUCUGUUGUGCUGUUUGGCGCAUGCAUUGAGGGAACAGUUCUGAGGGACAAAUUCGGUGAGGCAGUAAAAGGGAAUCUGGUGAUAGGUACGUUGGCAUGGCCUUCCCCCUGGGUCAUCGUCUUUGGCUCGUUCUUCUCCACUUGUGGGGCAGGGCUACAGAGUUUGACCGGUGCACCACGUCUUCUGCAGGCCAUAGCAAGGGAUGGGAUAGUGCCAUUUCUUAGAGUAUUCGGCCAUGGCAAAGCAAAUGGGGAACCCACUUGGGCUCUGCUCCUGACUGCCUGCAUCUGCGAGAGCGGAAUUCUCAUUGCUUCUCUGGACUCAGUCGCUCCAAUCCUCUCAAUGUUCUUCCUGAUGUGCUAUAUGUUCGUAAACUUGGCCUGCGCUGUACAGACUCUGUUGCGGACCCCCAACUGGAGACCUCGCUUCAAAUUUUACCACUGGACACUGUCAUUCCUGGGCAUGAGCCUGUGUCUCUCGCUCAUGUUCAUCUGCUCCUGGUACUAUGCCAUUGUUGCCAUGGCAAUCGCCAGCUGUAUCUACAAGUAUAUCGAAUUCCGGGGGGCAGAGAAAGAAUGGGGUGAUGGGAUCCGGGGGCUGUCCCUUAGUGCAGCACGAUACGCACUUAUGAGGCUGGAAGAGGGGCCACCACACACAAAGAACUGGAGGCCUCAGAUCUUGGUGCUGGUCACUAUGGAUUCAGGGCAGAAUGUUGAACAACCACGCCUCCUAUCUCUGACCAGUCAACUGAAAGCAGGCAAAGGACUCACAAUUGUGGGCACUGCACUAACUGGAAUCUUCCUCGAUGACCACCCUCUGGCUCAACAAGCUGAGCAGUCCCUGAAGAAGCUAAUGGAAACAGAAAAGGUAAAGGGCUUCUGCCAGGUGGUUGUUUCUUCCAACAUCCGUGAUGCCACCUCACACCUGGUGCAGGUCAGUGGACUUGGAGGUCUCCAGCAUAAUACUGUGCUCCUUAGCUGGCCACGAAACUGGAAACAGGCUGAAGAUCAUCAGCUCUGGAGGAACUUCAUCGAGUUGGUCAGAGAGACCACAGCUGCAAGUAAAGCCCUGCUAGUGGCUAAGAACAUCGCAGCAUUCCCAUCCAACAGUGAGCGAUUCUCUGAGGGAUUCAUCGAUAUGUGGUGGAUUGUUCAUGAUGGUGGCAUGCUCAUGCUACUCCCCUUCCUCCUGCGGCAGCACAAGGUGUGGAGGAAGUGCAAGAUGCGCAUCUUCACUGUCGCCCAGAUGGAUGAUAACUCUAUUCAAAUGAAGAAGGACCUGACCACCUUCCUCUACCACUUGCGUAUGGAUGCCCAGGUGGAAGUAGUGGAGAUGCAUGACAGCGACAUCUCAGCUUACACCUAUGAGAAGACCCUGAUGAUGGAACAGCGCUCACAGAUCCUCAAGCAGAUCAAUCUCACCAAGACAGAGCGUGAGCGUGAGAUCCAAAGCAUCGCUGAUAAUUCACGCGGUUCGAUUCGUCGCAAGAACCCGGGAACUGCCAACACUCAUCUGACUGUGACUGAAGAAGCAGCAUCCAGCAGCAAGGAGGAAAAACCUGAGGAAGAGUGUGUCACUGUAUCCCCACCUCCACAGGAGCAGCUCAUCCACGAUAAGAGCACCAACCCACCGACACCAGCCACCCCACAGUCCCCUGCCGCUGAGGUUGUGACUCCCAGUACAGCUGUCCAGAUGACAUGGACUGAAACCAAAUGUGAUGGAGAGCAGCCCAAACCUCCAGGAGCCGGCACACCUGGAGCCAUCAAAGACCUUUUUAGUAUGAAACCCGAGUGGGAGAACCUAAAUCAGUCCAAUGUCAGACGCAUGCACACUGCUCUCAGACUCAAUGGUGAAAUUGUCAAGAAAUCUGGGGAGGCCAAGUUGGUCCUGCUCAACAUGCCGGGUCCACCCAAAAACAGGACUGGAGAUGAGAACUAUAUGGAGUUCCUUGAGGUUCUAACUGAGGGUCUCAACCGAGUCCUCCUUGUGCGUGGUGGAGGCCGUGAGGUCAUCACCAUCUAUUCUUGAAAGAACAGCUUGCAUCAGAACGACCCCCACACCCCCCUAAAACUCAACCCUAUCAAGUUUCUCAUUCAUACUGCCAAACCCGAAACAUUCCGCUACCACGUCCAAACAAUAUUCCAGAAUUCCCUGAGCUUAUUCAACCCCCACUCUAAAACAGGGCCUCCACAGGUCUUUUUCCCUCUUUAAUGAAAUUUCAUAAAGGCCCCUUUUACUCAUUUUCCAUUAAGUUCUCUUAUUGGCCAGCGCAUGUUUUUUGGCCUACUAGCAUUCUUUGUUGUUUGUGAUCCGAUGAUUUGUUUGCCAAAUUCAGUGCCACAUAUGAUACAAGGAAAAACUAUUGAUGUCAGUACGUUUCUUCUGCAUUCCUGACGUUUUCUCCAACACCUACUUUUCCGCAUUCAAUCAGGAGAUGAUUGAGGGUUGCAGAAAUUGAAUGGGGAAAGGUUUUAAGAGAUAUCUGCUCCCUUGAAGGAUUUUAUUUGUCCUGUGUCCUUUUUUUCCAAUUGUAUUAUUUAUUUAUUUACAAAAAAAAAUCUAAACUUGCCAGGAAGACAACAGAAGCCAGACAAGCUGAGGAUCUGUCAGUCGUUACAUCACUGUGAUGAAGCAAUGAAUUUUGCGAAGGACUCGGACCGAAGCGCUGACAGAGAUGGUGGCGCAGCACUAUUUCUGCCACAUUGUGGGCUGAUUUCCCAGAAGUCAUGUGUCAUGAGUAGGACUGACAGUCACGGAAAGAGACUCUCACUCUGUGAUGUUUCAUUUGGUGUGGCCGCUUUUACCACCCACCUAGCAUGUUAGGAGAAAUUCAAGGUGGAAAUAUUUUAAUUUCCCAGACUACACUGGGAACACUGUUUUCUUGGCACAAUUCUGCCACUUUAUUUGUCUUUGGGAUCUAAUUGUUAUCCUCCGUGUCUGCCCUGACAUUUUCACUUCUCCUGGUUGGAUGUGGAUUAGCUAUUCCCUGCCAACCACAAUAUGUGCCAAAACAAUAGUGGGAAGAUCUGUGAUUUGCUGUUUUCAAAAUGACAGGAAAAAAAGCAAAACAAACAGGACUUAUCUGUAUUAUUUGAGUGUUGUAACAAGCAGAAUGUUGGAGUCAAAACAGUAUUAUCUCUGAGCCUGAUAUUUGGAAAUAUUGGUUCUCUGGGAUAUACUGGUAGUGGAUGUGACCUAAUGUCACAGGGUUGACUCUGAGAGUCUUCAGGAUGGUUUUAGGUUUCUCACUGUGGCAUUGGGAAGUGUACCGUACCGUACUGUAGCCCCCUAUACGAGCACUCAACCUGCACUGGCAGCCACUGUGUAACAAGUGAUUUAAUGAGUCUGUAGAUUCAUUAAAUGUGUGUGUGUGUGUGUGUGUGUGUGUGUGUGUGUGUGUGUGUGUGUGUGUGUGUGUGUGUGUGUGUACGUACGUAUGAUCCAUCUAUAGGAACUUGAAGAGUUUUUCGCUUUUACAAACAGGAAAACAUAUAUAUAUAUACAUAUAUAUAUAUAUAUAUAUAUAUAUAUAUAUAUAUAUAUAUAUAUAUAUAUAUAUAUAUAUAUAUAUAUAUAUAUGUAUGUUUUAUUACAUUUACAGAAAGAUCUAUAUAGAGUAUUAAAAUCACAUUAUAUAUAAUCUGUAUUGGACCACGCCAAAAUAUGUAAAAAAAAAAAAAAACAUUUAAAAAAGAUGCUAAUUGUGCCAUAUGACUGACAAUACAUAUCAAUUCAAAUACUAUCAGUCGGAGCUAACUUCAACAUUUCACAGGACCAAGUACAAACCAGCAUGUAGACCGAAAGGUGUCCUUAAGGCCAGAACCUCCAUUCAGUUUGAAUGCAGUACCAAUCGUAUGCAAACCACGUAUUAAGUUGCGGUCUCGCGUGGUUGGGAAUAGCCGAAGGAGUACUCUGCAAUGUGUUUUUACAGUGAAGUAGUUUAAAACCAAUAUGAAUGUUGGAGAUUGGUAAGAUCCGAAAGUUAAUAUAGGACUGGUUGUGCAAUAUACCCGAAAAUGGUCAUGUAAUCAUGUUAUUUAUUUUCGUAUGCAGAUAUUAUAUAUAUGUGGGUUUCAUUUUGUGGCAUUGUCACUUGUUAAAGCGGUCAGAGUCUAGGUUUUUGUGUCUCCUCUGAGAAAAAUGAUCUUCACUCGCACUUCUAUAAUAACAGACCUAUGAUAUAUAGUACUUAUAAUACAUAGCUAGGGAAAGGCAAGUGACAACAGUUUUUCUUUUUCGUCAUCAUGGCACUUACAGUAUACAUACUGAGUGUUUGGUUUGUGUGUGUGUGUGAGAUAGAGUGAGAAAGAUCAAAGGCACCUGACCACAAUAUAUUGUGUUUAAAAUGCUCAAAAUGUCCCAUACACAUUGCAAAAGCUGCUAGCAUACAAAUAGAUAUGUAUUGCAUGUAUAUACAUAGAACUAAAGUAUUUACAGGUAUGAAAAGUUAUUACACUAUAGUGGUAAGGAGGGGUAGAAAUCCUAACAUACAUAUCGGUGCUGGGGAUUGUUGCAUUUGAAACAAUCCCUAACGCACGGCCAGCCUUUUUUCACGUCAGUCUAAAAGCGGAAACAAAAAUUUCACAUUCGCCAUAUUACAUGAAAACAUGCCGCAAAGCAUGUAAGUAAUAUGGUUGCUGUUACUGGUCUAACACGAAACUAAGAAUUUACUCUGAGCCAUUGUACACUCUCUUAUUUGCAUUCAGUAUUAACCGCACAUUAUAUAUAUAAUAUAUUUUAUAUAUAUAUAUAUAUAUAUAUAUAUAUAUAUAUAUAUAUAUAUAUAUAUAUAUAUAUAUAUAUAUAUAUAAUGAGUAAGUGUUGCCUGCGUAGACUGAGCCUAGUUUCCCGGGAAAAAAAUUGAAAAGACGAUCACGAGCUUGUUUGACUCGACGAUUUUGAUCCUGCUGAUUUAUUUAAUUGCUGUUUGCAUGAUCCAUGUACGAAUAUUUGUUUCAGUGGUUUAUAUUGUGUAAUUGUACGUAGGAAAUAGGAAGAAGAAAAUUUGGGAGGGAUCUGUCAGAGCCCAUGUUGCUAAUGGCUGUGUUGCGAAUCAUUUAGCAGUGCUCGAAGGCGGCAUGACCAUGUCUCCAAGCGAUCCUGGUUGGCUGGCGCUUUGAGCGCAUUAUACUGUACUGUUGUGUUUUGAUAUUCAUGUAGUAGGAUUGUCAGGAGACUUGUGAGGAGAGUGCAGUACGAAAGUUGUCCUUUCGACCUACUUUUACGACGCAUUUCGUUGUGAAGUACAAAACAAGUGUCAUCGAUUGAUUCAUUCGCAUCUUUUCAAAGGUUGUGUGCAAUACUGUUUCUCUUUAAGGUUCGAUGUUUUCGUAUGCCCGUGCACAUUAGUUUUGCGUUCGCUCUAUUCGUGGUCCUGCAGGCCAUCAACGCCCUUUGUAUGCUAGAGGAGUGUACGUCACAUCUGUUCUAUGGUGGCUGAGACAGAAAUGCACUUUAUUCAGGGUUGAUGUUCUUUCCAGCGAUGAUGAUAAUGACGAUGAUGACGAUGAUGUCAUUCGGGGCACCUUUUGCUGUCUGAGCACGCUGGAUUCCUUUCAGAGUUUCAGCUUCCUUUAGUGGCAAGAGUCCGUAGUGCAGUCCUGAGGAAGCGACGGUUAGUCAUGGUUGAAAAGCGGACAGAUUCUCUGCAGUUACAUACUACCUGGUCAAGAUGGUUUUCACUUUGCUGCAUGAACCUAUGUGUAUAUUUCCUUUUUCCUUUUUCACAGUAUAGGACAUUUCUUAAGCAAGAUGUGGAAUCAAUGCAGUCUCUCCCUCCCAUGCUUUACCUGCUGUCCCAACACACACACACACACACACACACACACACACACACACACACACACACACACACACACACACACUGUACUGUACCCUCAUCACCUGCCAUUCUAACUCCCCAACACUGUAUUCAAAUGUGAUCACAGUAGACAUAUGAUUAUUGAUCAAAGACUAUAACAAGCGCUUCCACUACUGGGCCUGGCUCUGUUGAAAUAGACAGUGGACAAAAAUGUCCUCUUUCUCCACCUCUCCCACGCUCUUUCUCAUUAUCAGAGAGGAAAACACGCUAGCAAGCGGUAAACCAAACAUUCCUUGAGUGGUUUCAGAGAGCAACGCUGUACUAUACUGCGAUACAGAGAUCGGAUUUUGUCAUCUUAUAAAGGGCUCCAGAUAACAAUCCAUACUUGGUUUUGAAUUGUGAUUAAUGAGUGUUAAUGUCCAAUCCUGGCUUUAACGUGUGAUAACGAAACAUUGAUGAUAGAAAAAAAUUGCACUGCCUAGCAAUUGUGUUGUGUUCUGAUCUUUUGGGAAUGAUGUCUCAAUAGGGGUCCCGGUUUAUUGUGCCACAUUUUGUGGCCCCAUUAUUUUGGGCACAAGCAUAGCUGCACUUGGAGAGACUGGUGGAAAUUACAGGAUUGUAACAUCAAAUACAUUAUCAGCCAUUAGACUUAGAGAAGCUCUGAUUUACUGAGAAAUGUUGUUUGGGAUCACAGCAAACUCAAUGAAAAUGAUAAGUAGGUUUUGCAGUCUAUUUCAACUAUCAGCAAACUUUCAAUCUGAGAGUUUAUUCUAAAAA